GGCUACGACGAGCACUUUUCCUUCGCCAAGCUGCGCGAGGCGUGCGCGCACCUGCGCGAUCCCGACUGUCUGCUCGUGGCCACCGAUCGGGACCCGUGGCACCCGCUCAGCGACGGCAGCCGGACUCCUGGUGAGCGCGAGGGUGGGCGGACGACCUGGGCUUUCACCUCCCUGCCUGCAGGCACUGGGAGCCUGGCUGCUGCAGUGGAGACCGCCUCGGGACGCCAGGCCCUGGUGGUGGGCAAGCCCAGCCCUUACAUGUUCGAGUGCAUCACGGAGCACUUCAGCCUGGACCCUGCCCGCAUGCUCAUGGUGGGCGACCGCCUGGAGACCGACAUCCUCUUCGGCCACCGCUGUGGCAUGACCACCGUGCUCACGCUCACGGGCGUCUCUCGCCUGGAGGAGGCCCAGGCCUACCUGGCGGCCAGCCAGCAUGACCUGGUGCCCCAUUACUAUGUGGAGAGCAUCGCAGACUUAAUGGAUGGGCUGGAGGACUGAGCCCACCUGAUCUGUAACCGCAGCCCCACCCCUGCCCUACCCUGACCCCAUAGAUGGAGGUGACGGGCCAGGAGCUGCAUUAAUUGCCACUGGCUCUCCGGCCCCAGUUUCCACACCCUGGUAGGGCUGGGACCCAGGGAAGGUUUUAGGACCCUUGUACCCCCAGGGGUGGCUGAGCUCACUUGGCUGCUGCCCUUGCCGCACUGGUUUGCCCUGGCAUGACCCAGCCAAGGUGGCCUUAUUUCCUGUGACUUCCCCUUGUUGAAAUCUGGGCCCCGAUGGCCACUGAAGAUUUCCCCCAACCCUGAGCUCUUAACCUCCUCACCUCUCCCUGGGGCCUCCAGAGCUCUACCUGCUCCCCAUGUCCUGGCUUUGGGUUCCUGUUGACCAAUCAGAGGUCUAGGUAACCAUAAAUCGUAUUGUCCCGAGCCCUGAAUGGACCAA
This is a messenger RNA of Myotis brandtii (Brandt's bat), 942 nucleotides long. RefSeq names its product pyridoxal (pyridoxine, vitamin B6) phosphatase (gene PDXP). The annotation marks the transcript as partial. The transcript is spliced from 2 exons. The record is from RefSeq and is a predicted model, not a curated record. Gene Ontology annotation, molecular function: pyridoxal phosphatase activity. NCBI's taxonomy places the organism in Eukaryota, Metazoa, Chordata, Mammalia, Chiroptera, Vespertilionidae. Gene Ontology annotation, cellular component: cytoplasm.